This is a messenger RNA of Cynocephalus volans (Philippine flying lemur), 1879 nucleotides long. RefSeq names its product peroxisomal biogenesis factor 7 (gene PEX7). The record is from RefSeq and is a predicted model, not a curated record. Gene Ontology annotation, cellular component: cytosol; peroxisomal matrix. The transcript is spliced from 10 exons. Gene Ontology annotation, biological process: protein import into peroxisome matrix. Bases 85 to 1056 code for a protein of 323 amino acids. Gene Ontology annotation, molecular function: protein binding. Lineage: Eukaryota; Metazoa; Chordata; Mammalia; Dermoptera; Cynocephalidae.
CUUCUUGCCGAGACGCGACGGUCCGCCGCCGACUCGGACCUGCUUCCGCGGCUGGGGCGGCGAGGCCCGGAGGCGGCGGGCGGGAUGAGCGCGGUGCGCGGCGGAGCGGCACGGACGCUGCGGGUCCCGGGCCGCCACGGCUACGCCGCUGAAUUCUCCCCGUACCUGCCAGGCCGCCUGGCCUGCGCCGCCGCGCAGCACUACGGCAUCGCGGGCUGUGGAACUCUGUUGAUAUUGGAUCAAAAUGAAUCUGGGCUUAGGCUUUUCAGAAGCUUUGACUGGAACGAUGGUUUAUUUGACGUGACCUGGAGUGAGAACAAUGAACAUGUCCUUGUCACCUGUAGUGGUGAUGGCUCGCUACAGCUAUGGGACACUGCCAAGGCCACAGGGCCACUGCAAGUCUAUAAAGAACACACUCAGGAGGUGUAUAGUGUUGAUUGGAGUCAAACCAGAGGUGAACAGCUUGUGGUGUCUGGCUCCUGGGACCAAACUGUCAGAUUGUGGGAUCCAACUGUUGGAAAGUCUCUGUGCACAUUUAGAGGCCAUGAAAGUGUCAUUUAUAGCACAAUCUGGUCUCCCCACAUCCCUGGUUGUUUUGCUUCAGCCUCAGGUGAUCAGACUCUGAGAAUCUGGGAUGCAAAGGCAAUAGGAGUCAGAAUUGUGAUUCCAGCACAUCAGGCAGAAAUUUUGAGCUGUGACUGGUGUAAAUACAAUGAGAAUUUGCUGGUUACAGGGGCAGUUGACUGUAGUUUGAGAGGCUGGGACUUAAGGAAUGUGCGACAACCAGUCUUUGAACUUCUUGGUCACACCUAUGCUAUUAGGAGGGUGAAAUUUUCACCAUUUCAUGCAUCUGUGCUGGCCUCUUGCUCCUAUGAUUUUACAGUAAGAUUCUGGAACUUUUCAAAGCCUGACCCUCUUCUUGAAACCGUGGAGCAUCAUACUGAGUUUACUUGUGGUUUAGAUUUAAGUCUUCAGAGUCCUACUCAGGUGGCUGACUGUUCUUGGGAUGAAACGAUAAAGAUAUAUGAUCCUGCUUGUCUUACCAUUCCUGCUUGAGAUAACUACUGUGGCCAGAAACAGAGGAUGUUGGCUGAAGAACUACUUAACAGCAAAUAAAUUAACUGUUAGGAACAUAGACAUUAUGCUUUUAUAUGCUGUUCAGAUUUCAAAUUUUUCAAAUUUACCCUGGAAUCAGUUUUGAGGCAGCUGGUAAAGACUUUGGUUCAGUCUUUUAAGCCUGGUACAUAAGCCAUAUUGCUUUAAAGCGUAAGGGAUAAUUGAUAUUAUGAUAUAUCUUAUAAUAUCUAUUAAAAUGUAAUCUCUGUAUUGUAAAAUGGAUUAAAGAAUGGGAGAUCAGUAGAUUGUAUUGAUAGUGAUGUAUUUCAUUUUUAACUUAUAUCAUUUGUGAUAUAAAAUAUAAUCACUGCUGUCGAUAAAAAUCAAACUGCAUCUCGUGAUCAUUUAUCAUUUUAUGACAUCCCCAACAAGAUUGUUCUUUCUAAUACCUUGUAUAUAUGAAUACAGUACUAUAUGUAAUGUAGAUAUAUCUAUGGUUCAGUAACAAGGCACUAAUGUAGAUUAAUUUAUUUAUUCAGUGGUUAUUUAUUGAGCAUCUACUAUAUCCCUGACACACAGACUGAGAUUCUCCCAAGGACUGGUGCCAUGCUUUAAGAACAUGGAAUGCUGUGAGCUAAGAGCUUACAUUUUUUUUUUUUACAUUUACUCAAAUCUUUUUAGAUAUUGUACCCAUGACUCUAUAUUUCUUUCUUCUCACUUCUCUACUAUCAAAAAUAUAUUAAACUGUCCACUGAGCAAAAACUCUUAGGUCCUGCUAAGGCUUCUAGCUAUUGACCUUGAAACUAGCCCUAAGUGAUACUGU